CACUAUUUUUUCUUGAAUAAGUGUUAGUUGGUUGAGUGUACUUUCCGCGUUUUCAUCAUAUUUUAUUAAAAUAAAAAGUUUAAUACCAGAUAUCAAAUAUGAAGGUUUUCAAUUUAUUUCUCCUAAUAACGACAAUUUGUUUGGCGUUAUUAAUAAAAAAUCUUAAUGCCCAGUACAGUGCCGUAAUGUAUGACGCCGCCGAUGGCUCCGCCAUGUCUGCCUCUGUGGGUGGGCCAUCAAUGGGUGCUUCAUUUAAUGGUGGGUCAUAUAUGGGUGCUUCAUCUAAGAGUGGGUCAUCUAAGCGUGGGUCAUACGUGGGUGGAAGUAACGUUAUUAUCGGUAAAAAACCUAAGUCAUCUAUAUAUACAACUGGUGCAAAAACCUAUAUGGAUGAUGGUGAAGGCUCAGUUAUGAUGGUCAAUGAUAAUGGCGACAACGUUAUGAUGGAUAAGGCAUCUGGUUCAUAUAUGUCUUUUUCAGGUUAAAUCGCGUAUAUUUAAUAUAUUUUAUAUAUGAUUCAUUUUAUUUACAAUUAUUUAAAUGUAAAAUAUAUGAAGAUUUAAAAUGGCCCGAAACGUGGUCCUGAAUUUUAAUAAAUUUAAAAAUACGACCAACUAAUUUAUAAAAUCAUAAUAGAACAUUCAAUAAAUUUUAAUAAAAAUAAAUGUUUUAAAUUUAGA
This is a messenger RNA of Lucilia sericata (common green bottle fly), 680 nucleotides long. RefSeq lists its product as uncharacterized. NCBI's taxonomy places the organism in Eukaryota, Metazoa, Arthropoda, Insecta, Diptera, Calliphoridae. The coding region runs from base 99 to 485 and encodes 128 amino acids. The transcript is spliced from 4 exons. The record is from RefSeq and is a predicted model, not a curated record.